AUGGAUUAAACAAAUCAUGAAAUACUUGAAUUAAAAAUGGCAUUUUUAACUUGUAUGAAGAAUAGUAAAUAUUAAGAAGCACAUUUAAUCAUACAAAAAAGUAAGAUAAUAAACAUAAUUAAAGUAUUGAAGAUUGAUCCUAACAAUCCAUUAAUUGGUAAAUGCAAUAAAUUUUUGACUGAAUUCAAGUUUAAAUUGGAGGAAAAAGAAAAAGAAUUGAAAGAAGAAGAAGAAGAUGAUGAAGAUGAAGAUGAUAUAGAAUAAUAAUAAUAAGCAGAAGAUGAUGAAUCUGAUGGAGUGGAUCCAAAUGAUAUACCUGAUUUAGAAGAAGAAUUAGGAAUAUAACAUAAUGAAGUAGAAAUAUAAGAAAGGAAAAAGCGAUUAUUUCAAUUAUUAUAAAAUGUUGAUGCUGGAGAUAAAGAAGCAGUUUUGGAUGCAAUAAAAAAAUCAAAAUAAUAAAAAUGAUU
Molecule: messenger RNA, 467 nt
Organism: Paramecium pentaurelia
Lineage: Eukaryota; Ciliophora; Oligohymenophorea; Peniculida; Parameciidae
Source: the annotation of a GenBank genome assembly